CGCAGUUACUGCCUGUGCCGUCCCUUUACGCAGAGAGCAUUACGCAUCAGUGGACUAUAGAGCGAGGACCCCGCGCACCACCGCACGUUUUCGUCCCGAAAGUCCUUUAGGAAACCCGCAUCACUCAUCCCUCCCGGACUGUUUUUGGACUUAAAGGCAUCCCGCGUUUUCCGACAAGUCUGGACAACUACUCUUCUUCCUCCCUCCCCCCUUUUUUUCUACCCUUGGAUCUAUAGCUCCCCGAACAGCGCGCACCUGUGCUUUAAAAUGCAAGUCGGACGCAAAUCGUGUUGGAGGCAAUUGCAGGCUUCUUUUUUCAGACUGCUGUGUCUUAUCCCCACAGGAUUCCCCGUCCGGAGUGUGGAUAUGCAGCGGGCCACCGACAACAUCACCAUCCGCCAGGGCGACACAGCGAUCAUAAGGUGUUAUGUGGAUGACAAAGUGUCCAAGGUGGCUUGGCUCAAUCGAUCCAACAUCAUCUUUGCUGGCCAGGACAAGUGGUCCCUGGACCCUAGAGUAGAUCUGGUCACUAAAGGACAGCUGGAGUACAGCCUGCGCAUACAAAAGGUGGAUGUGUAUGACGAGGGGUCGUACACCUGCUCCAUACAGACUAAGCAGCAGCCCAAGACCUCACAGGUCUACCUCAUUGUACAAGUUCCAGCCAACAUCUACAAGGUGUCAGAGGACAUCACAGUGAAUGAGGGCAGCAACGUGACACUCAGUUGUUUGGCCAGUGGCAGGCCGGACCCUGCAAUCACCUGGCGGCUGCUCAACCCCUCAGCAGAGCCGUUGGAUGGAGAAGAGUACUUGGAUAUUAUAGGUAUCAUGCGAAACCAAGCAGGUCGCUAUGAAUGCAAGGCCAGCAACGACGUCGCUACGCCUGAUGUCAAAUAUGUCAACGUGGUUGUCAGCUACCCUCCGACAAUAAAGAAAACCCAGAGCUCAGAGACUCAAGUGGGCCGCAUAGCAACACUGCAGUGUGACGCCACCGCCGUGCCUACGCCAGAGUUUGAAUGGUACAGAGACGAAAAAAGGCUGUCCAAUGCCCAGGGCAUCAAUAUCCAGAUUCUUGGCACUACAACUACUCUUGUGAUUGCCAACGUCACCGAAGAGGAUUAUGGGAACUAUACCUGUGUGGCCUCGAACCGACUGGGUGUCCAGAAUGCCAGUCUUUUCCUCUAUAGACCCGGGACAGGUCGAGAUAUCAACGGCUCUGCCUGUGUAGCUCAAUCACUGUGGCUCCUGCUGGCCUCCUUCGCCUGCCUUUUCUUCAAGUGUUAAUACCACUGCCCUCCUCUUCCACUUCUCCCCCCUCCUGGCCUUUCUUCUUCCUCCUCAUCCUCCUUCUCUCCAACUCACCGACAUCCUUAUUGCUACCUUAUUACCAACUUUACUGCUCCUGCCCCCCCACCCCCAGACUGUUUGCAUCAUGAUACAAAAACCUUACGUGCUCUCGGGCACUGCUUACAGAUAUUACGAAAGUGAUGGGUUAUGAGUAUAAUGUUAUAAGAACCACAAAAAAAGUGAAAUGAAGGACAGGACAAGCAAACAGUGCUCUUUUAAAGAAUUGCAUUGUUCUUUUUAAUUCGUAUGCACUUCUUUGUUUCUGCUAUAUCUUGUUUUCGGGGUCUGGAACAGGUUUGGGAUUUUUUUUUUUUUUUUGUCUUCAUGGGAAAGCAGAGGCACCCAGUCACAGGGAUGCCAACAAUCAUUUGUCUCUAGAAAUACUGAAGACAUAAGGUAUAUUUCUUCUUCGUCCCAUAGAUGCGUUAUGUUAACUCAGAUAGUAGAUUUAACCGAGUGUUUAACCAGUGCAUUAAUGAGCAACAUGCAAAGUCUCUGCCAAAUAUACAUAAAUUAUAUAGAUUUGAAACUAACACAUACAGAAAUCAAAGGGAAAACACUGCAACUGACCGUGUCAUGAGAUUAGAGGUUGAUAUUAAAGUCUGUUCUACCAUAAUCUGAUGCUACUAGACUGAAACACAGACACAGAGCAUUAGCCGGAUAUCUGUCCAAUCAAUGACACUGUUUCUAGAUGCAGCACUUGGGGUUGUUGCCGUCGAGCCCAGAAACCGAGGAUGCAGUGAAUAGAAUCGACUUGAUCCUACUGAGCUAAACCGUGCGGAGUACAAACCUGAGGGAAUUAGUUUACCCAGUUUUAUCUGGAUAACCUACAUCUUCAUUCGGUGACUCUGCUACCACUCGCCUUUAUUCCAAAAUAGUUCCUCUUUUCUUUUGCAGCAGGAAAAGAAACACAGUAGGUUAUAAUGAUGCGUACUGUACAUAGUAAAAUUUUGUAUUUCUCUAUGAUAAGGCAACUUGUUCUGCCACUGUAACAACCGCAAACAGAGGAAGCUGUUGCAGUGUAUGUUGCUUGUUCGACAACCAACCAACCAUACUGUGCAGUUUGUCUCUGCUCCACAGCAGGCUGCACCGCAUUUAGCUGCAUAUACUGUACCACAUACAGUGUUCGCUUUUAGUUUAUGAGUUUUAGGAUCAUUCUUCUAUACUGCUGGAAUUUGGAUAACAAUGUAUGACACCAAUGAAUGACUUACUUUUUAGUUUUCUCUUUCAAAGAAGUGUGCGUGUUUUAAUAUGAAAUGAUACAGAAAAAUUCAUAAUAUAUUGAUAUUGAGGUUAUUUUUUUUCUGUCUUUACCUCAUUCAUUUUAGUUGUGUGUAUAUAUAUAUACUUGAAUCCAAUGUCCUUAUACUAUAUGAAAAGGCAAAUUUUAUGUGUCCAUGUUUCUGAAUAGGGUAGCAAUUUGUUGAGGAUGAAUACUUGUAGAUCUCUUGAACUGGCAACCCUGCUCUAUCAUGUGAACCGAAACCCAUUAAAAAAAUUCUGUUUCUUUCUUUUUUUUUUUUUUUU
This is a messenger RNA of Epinephelus fuscoguttatus (brown-marbled grouper), 2871 nucleotides long. RefSeq names its product limbic system associated membrane protein. The record is from RefSeq and is a predicted model, not a curated record. NCBI's taxonomy places the organism in Eukaryota, Metazoa, Chordata, Actinopteri, Perciformes, Serranidae. The transcript has 8 exons. Bases 268 to 1281 code for a protein of 337 amino acids. Gene Ontology annotation, cellular component: neuron projection.